AUUAGUUCAACAGAAGGGCAGCCUCUACUCUUUAUGGCAUCAAACAGGAAGUGCUGAGCAAGAAAAUCUCUCAUCAAGGCUACAAGAGGAAUUGAUGGCAAAGUGAAAUGUUAAAACUGAACAGUGAAACAGCUGCUAAGAAGAAACAACGCUAGAUCAUUGCAGCCCUUUGACCAAAAGAAUUCAGCCCAAUGUGGGGAGAGGUCUUCCGGAUUUCCUUUCACCAUGCAGUCUGUGCUUAGGCUCUUAAUCUUCUUUGUUGUCCUAAGAAUAGAUAAUGCCAGACAUGUUCCUCUUGAGUGUGAGGUUUGCAAUGCCACUUGGAGAUUGUGCUCUAGCCCUAAGCAAAGGUGCCCUGUUAAUAAAGAUGUCUGUGCUGUUACUUACACGGUCGAAUAUAUGGAUAUAGGUCCAUUUGUAGCCACAGCGAAAAGCUGUGAAAGCAAGAACAUCUGUAAUUCUCCCAUCAUUGAGAUGUAUGUGCAGGAAGGCUUCUACAAAAAAAUUUUAGUUUGUUGUAGAGGGGACUACUGCCGUAACCCAUUUGCAUAUCCAGAGAUGCCUAAAUACAAUGGAAAACGUUGUCCUUCAUGCUAUUCUAUCGAAACAAAAUGUCAUGAAAGGAGGAUGGAUUGCGUGGGGGAAAAUAGAUACUGCUUUCAAAUGGACGUUUAUUUACAAUUCUAUGUAAAUUCCCGCGGCUUUAACAUAACUGUUAAGGGCUGCACUACUAAGCAUGUCUGUGGUUUACUAGCUGCGGGUCAGUCUCCGAUUUGGAGCCAUUAUUCAACUCUUCUAAAUGGAAAAUGUGAGCUAGGACAUUCUAAGGAAUUGAAUUCAGCCAGCUGCUCCGUGGCAAGCAUCUUUUGGCUCCUGUUGUUGAAGAUCUUUCUCUCUGUGUAAAAGACCGGAUCCACUCUAACAUUCAGCUGUACCUCCUUUUCACUUCCAUGUCAAUCUCUCUAAUGCAAGCUGACCUGUAGGAUUUUCUGCUUUCUUCAGUGAAAAUAAACACAAGUGUGUCAAAAAUGUAAUAGAAAA
Molecule: messenger RNA, 1041 nt
Organism: Anolis carolinensis (green anole)
Lineage: Eukaryota; Metazoa; Chordata; Lepidosauria; Squamata; Anolidae
Product: phospholipase A2 inhibitor gamma subunit B-like
Exons: 6
Coding region: 226-903 (225 amino acids)
Cellular component (GO): extracellular region
Molecular function (GO): phospholipase inhibitor activity
Source: RefSeq, a predicted model, not a curated record